AUGGAAAGGCUGGAACAAGUCUGUGCCGAAUGCCAGCGACAUUGCUUCAACACUGAACACAAUUUGGCCAACGCGAUAAGAGAGUUGGAACUUCAGAAGAUUCUCAGAGAAGAGGCUGAAGAAAGAGCUGCUAAUGCAAUUCAAAGUGCAGAGGAAGCAAAGGCCAAGGUACAGGAAGCCAUUGCAGCCAGAACCCUUGAAAGCAAGAAAGUUAAAAAAGCAUUGGAAGACAUGGCUGCAGCUGAUGAAGAGUUAACCAGGGCUAAAAAUGCUGCCGUGGAAACUGAAGGAAAGUUACUAGAGUCCAACAAAACAAUAGCUGAGAUAAAAGAAAAAUUAUCUUCAUCAGAGUUUGCAUUGUUUCAGCUCCAGCAGAAAGUCAGUGAGGACAAUGAAAGAACAAACGAGGCUAAGGAGAAGAUGGUGUUGGCCUUGGAAAUAGCAGACAAGAGAGUGAAGGCCUUUGAGGUAAAGACCCGAGAGUUGGAGAAGAAGAUAGAGGAGGCCGAGCAAGCAGUGGCUGUUGCUGAAACGAAAGCCGCAGCAGAAGAAGAAAGAGCCACUGGGUUCCUGGCAGAGCUGGAAAGGUUCAAAGAGGAAACUGAGAAGGUGAAGGAACAUGCCAGGGAGACCCUGCUGGAGUCCUCUAAGAAAAUAUCUGCAAUGGAAGAUAGAGUAGCCGAGGUUACAGAGAUGUUGGCUACAGUACAACAUAAGGCUUCGUCAGCUCAGCAUAGAGCAGUAAUGGCAGAACGGGCUGUGAGAAAAAAGAAUUUUGCAGCAGGAAAUGCAGCUAUAGGAAUUCAGCUUCACAAGGUUGAUACCUCAUUUAUAAGUAUGCCUGGUGCUGCUCCCGAAAUUGAACCAGAUCUAUCCCCUGGCUUGAUGGUAAUGGUUGAGUGGCGGACACUGAGCACAUGA
This is a messenger RNA of Hemiscyllium ocellatum (epaulette shark), 921 nucleotides long. RefSeq names its product paramyosin-like. The record is from RefSeq and is a predicted model, not a curated record. Bases 1 to 921 code for a protein of 306 amino acids. NCBI's taxonomy places the organism in Eukaryota, Metazoa, Chordata, Chondrichthyes, Orectolobiformes, Hemiscylliidae. The transcript has 3 exons.